Messenger RNA from Naumovozyma dairenensis CBS 421, 549 nucleotides. It is a transcript of the gene CSM1, whose product is annotated as Csm1p. Gene Ontology annotation, cellular component: mitotic spindle; nucleolus; chromosome, centromeric core domain. The record is from RefSeq and is a predicted model, not a curated record. Lineage: Eukaryota; Fungi; Ascomycota; Saccharomycetes; Saccharomycetales; Saccharomycetaceae. Bases 1 to 549 code for a protein of 182 amino acids. Gene Ontology annotation, molecular function: microtubule site clamp; protein binding. Gene Ontology annotation, biological process: homologous chromosome segregation; meiotic sister chromatid segregation; attachment of mitotic spindle microtubules to kinetochore. The transcript has a single exon.
AUGACAGGAAUGGAUCCAUUGACAACAUAUAAGAGAUCUAUUCAAGAACGACUGGAUGCAGCAGAUGUGUUGGUAUCUAAGUUAACAUUAGAGAAUAGUCUAUUAAAUACUGCCGUAGAUACUCACAAGCAGGAAGUGCAAUCACUGAAGAAACAAGUCAAGACUUUGAACGAGCAAUUGGAUGGAUCAAAAACAUCGAAUGAAAAACAAAAGGAAACCUUAGAGGUUAUAAAAGAUUUAUUCGAACAUCUUUGUGAAGUAAGAGUUCAUAAAUCUUAUGAAGAUGAUACUGGAUUAUGGUUUGAUAUAUCCCAAGGUUCAGAUAUUGGUAUAAUGGAUUAUAAAUUAGGGUUUGUUAAGGGAGAAAGCGAUAAUUCAGAUACUGAUGUUAUAUAUGUACCAUUAUUGAAACAACGGACAGUAGAGGAACUUCGAAUAUUACAAGAUCAAUUACCUAGUUAUAUGUUUGAUACACUUAGUUUUCCACUGAAAUCAUUAAAUCAAUUUUAUACCAAGAUGGCUAAAUGUUUAAACAAGAAAAAGGUAUGA